Ornithorhynchus anatinus (platypus) is the source of this 1108-nucleotide messenger RNA. It is a transcript of the gene ARR3, whose product is annotated as arrestin 3. The coding region runs from base 1 to 1107 and encodes 368 amino acids. The record is from RefSeq and is a predicted model, not a curated record. NCBI's taxonomy places the organism in Eukaryota, Metazoa, Chordata, Mammalia, Monotremata, Ornithorhynchidae. The transcript has 13 exons. Gene Ontology annotation, molecular function: G protein-coupled receptor binding. Gene Ontology annotation, biological process: signal transduction; visual perception; G protein-coupled receptor internalization.
AUGGGCAUCGAUAUCAACAAAUCGACGAUGGAUGUGGACGUAGGGGGUGCGGGGCCGGGACGGUCGGCGCAAGAGGAGCGGAGCGUGCGGGCCGGGCCCGAGGAAGACGGCAGCGAAGUGAGGGUGUUCAAAAAGACGAGCCCCAAUGGCAAGCUGUCCAUCUACCUGGGAAAGCGUGAUUUCGUGGACCACGUGGACAUGGUGGAGCCGAUCGACGGCGUCGUCCUCGGUCGACGCCCGCAAUACGCCAAGGACCGGAAAGUGUGGGCUCAGCUGACCUGCGCCUUUCGCUACGGCCGCGACGACCUGGACGUGCUGGGCCUCACCUUCCGCAAGGACCUGUGGGGGCAACGGCUGCGGGUGCUGCCCCCGCCCUCCGAGAAGCCCCCCGCCCUCACCCCCCUGCAGGACCGCCUGCUCAGCAAGUUGGGGCCCCACGCCCACCCCUUCACUUUCCAGAUGGCCACCAACCUGCCCUGCUCGGUCACCCUGCAGCCCGGGCCUGAUGACGUGGGAAAGGCCUGUGGUGUAGACUUCGAGGUGAAAGCUUUCUGCGCUCAGGAUCUGGAGGAGAAAGUCCACAAGAGGGAUUCGGUGAGGCUGGUCAUCCGCAAAGUUCAGUUUGCACCCCAAGACUCGGGCCCAGCGCCCCAAGCCGAGACCACCUGUCGCUUCCUCAUGUCCGACAAACCCCUGCAGCUCGAGGCUUCUCUGGACCGUGAGAUUUAUUACCACGGGGAGACCAUCCCGGUCCACGUGUCCAUCGACAACGCCACCAGCAAGAUGGUCAAGAAAAUCAAGAUUUCAGUCGAGCAGAUGACGGACGUCGUCCUGUAUUCGCUGGACAAGUACACCAAGACCGUGCUCGCCGAGGAGUUCCCGGAGACGGUGGCCGCCAACUCCGCGUUCUCCCAAACGUUCCACGUGACGCCCCUCCUGUCCGCCAACCGGCGGAAGCGGGGCCUGGCCCUGGAUGGUCAACUCAAGCACGAGGACACCAACCUGGCGUCCACCACCACGCUGCGGCCCGGUGUGGACAAGGAAGUUCUGGGCAUCGUGGUCGCCUACAAAGUCAGGGUGAACCUGGUGGUCACUCGGGGAGGGUGAG